AGUUGACCGAAUGCCCCCCCCCCACCAAUUCUUCUUCUUUCUUCUCUUCCUUCUAUUCUUCCUUCUUCUCUGUUCUACCCAAACACACACAGAGAGACCGAGUAAGAGGGAGAUUAGAGAGGGGGUUGAGAGCAGAGAGUGAGAUCGAGAGAAAGAGAGACUGAGAGAUCGAGAGAGAGCCAGACCUGGAGAGAUGGGUAGCCGGAGAGGGAAAGAACCUGCGGGCCCGUGAACCAGGGGAGGCCGAUCCUCCAUGGGUCGUCGCCGACGAAGCCAAAGCCAAGGAUUUCUGGUGACCCGAGCAACCACAAACCCGAGAGAAAAGACCCGUAACCCAUGCGACCCGUGACCCAGACCGAACAAAGAGAGACCCGGUUCUCCAUGGUGACUUUCCGACGCGAUUUCCAGCAGUUGGAGGCUGUUCUCCAGUGGUUUCCGUCGGUAGUGGACUACCCAGUGACCCGUGAGUGUGUAAGACCCGGAAGACCCAUCAAAGUCGUGACCCAGUGACCCGAGACCCAUGAAACCCGGUUCUUCAUGGCAUUUUCCAGCGACUUUUCCAGCGGAAAUCAGAGGCAAUUUUUAAUGGAUUUUUGAGGAAAAUCACCAAGCACGGACAGUACUUUCUGCGUGCUCGACUGACGAACCGUAAGAUGUCAUUUUUCACAACCCCACGAAAGUCCCCAAGAAAACACCCAUCACCAACCCCGUCCUCUUUUGGGGUAAAUUCUAACCCCCCCAAAGCGGUAUGGACCCCCGACACAGAGUUGGCUUUGGUGUACUCUCUCGUGGAACUAACCCAAAAAGGGAUUUGGCCGUCUUAACCAAAGCAUUUGGCCACCAUCACUGAGCAUUUUAACAACGCUAUUCAAAUGGAAGGGUUCCAUUACACAGAGAAGCAAGUUGGCAAGAAGAUAGAUAAAUUCAAGGUCGACUGGAAGGACUUCAGUGAACUCCUCAACGGUAGUAUAGUCACUGAAGGGGGUUGGGACGAUGUGAAGAAUACGGUGUCAUUAGAGGAACAUCAAUGGGAACAACUGAAAUCGCAAUACAGGGUACACAAAUAUUUAAGAUUCAAGAAGGGUGGACCCCUGAACUACGCCAAAUUGAAUCUCCUCUUCACGGGGACACGAGCUAUGGGGCAGUUUAGUCAUGCUAGCACUAUGGACCCGCCGGACGAUGGCAAUGUCGUUGUGUUUGACGUCAAUAAUAUCUCACCAACAGUAAUUGACCUCAAUAAUAUCUCACCAACAGUAAUUGACCUCAUAGAGCUGCAACGUCCUCCACUGCGCAUUCACAGGAACAAAGGUAAGAAGGUAGCGUCCUCGACAAGCAAUUCGCCAAGGUCGAGCAAGCGGGGGUCCAAAGGUGAAGAGAUAAUGGUGGGUCUAACCAAUACUUUCUAUGAGAUCAAGGACCAACUGUAGAGUAUGAUGGUCAAAAGCUCGACAUCCAGUUCUGUGGGGAACGUUUGUCCCAACACCGGCCGUCCUCGAGAUUGGGUCAUCGAGGCAAUGAACAUAAUAAACACACUGGAUGUUCAGAUGGCUUUGCCUACACAUGCACAACGUAAUGCGUGUACAACCUUGAAGGGGAUUCAUGAGGCGAAUGUGUUCGUCCACAUGACCGAUGCAAUUCAAAGAGACUGGCUGAUGGGUUUCCUUUCUCCUGACAAUAAUUGAUAUAGUUGACUGUGUUUAUGUGGGGAAGGCACCAGACUUCGGAUAUUUAAGUUUAUAUUUAUGCACGGACUUAUGAAUGUUUGCGUAAAGGAUAUUUAAAUUAUGAAUUUGCAGUGUAAUGAUGAAUAGGUUCAUCAUAAUCAGUUUUUAGAACUCUAAUGCAGAUGAUAUAAUUCAACAUAAUUGUACUCAAUAUGGAUGGCGGUGGAACGUCUGGCAUGAACUCAAACUAUGAAAACUGGGGUGAUACACCUGACGACCCCCAAUAUUGUGCGAGUGAGGUACCCGACAAUGAGGAUGAUGAGGAAACGAACACAGACCCGGACUAUGCUGAGAUCUUGAAUCUUCUCGAUAGCCUGUUCAAAGUGAUUGAAGAACUUCACUUUAACAUACAACAAGCUUAUCGAGUUAUGUGUAUUCCGCAACGCACAUCAAUUUUGACGGGCCAUAUGUGGGUCCAUUGGGUCCUAACGAACCCCAACCCUAAUACAUGCUACGAGCGCUUCCGAAUGUUUCCCUGCACCUUCAUAAAACUAUGUAGCACAUUAAAAAAUAAUAGCUAUCUAGGGGAUAGUCGAUAUGUUAAGAUCACAGAGAAAGUAGCAGCCUUUCUCUUAGUUGUUUGCCAGGCGCACUCACAGAGGAGUGUGGCCGACAGGCUGCAAAGAUCGACUCACACCAUAAGCACAUACAUUGGGCAAGUAUGCAAAGCCCUAUGUAGAUUGGGCAAUACGCUCAUACAACUGUGUGCCACAGAGAUGCCUCACCCAUACGUCCCCCGUGACAGGCGAUAUUACCCCUGGUUUAAGUGGGUGGGAGGGCAGUGCGCACGAUUCAUGAAUUCUCACAUCCACUAUAAACGAUCAUGUGAUGCGCUUCCCAACACCGGCCGAAGGCUUUUAUUAUUUGGUAGAUUCUGGAUAUGCUUGCUCCAAGGGGUUCUUGCCCUCAUACCGCAACGAACGAUACCACCUGCAAAACUUUCAUGGCAGUGGAGCCCAACUUCGGAGGAAGAAAGAGUUGUUUAACCAUAGACACUCUUCACUGCGAUUGGUGGUGGAACGAACUUUCGGGAUUUGGAAGAAUCAGUUUCCAAUUUUAGAAAAUAUGCCACCAUACGAAAUCUCGGCACAACGUUUAAUUGUGAUUGCAUGUUGCACAGUCCACAACUUUAUCCGCAAGGAUUAUGCAGACAUUGAUCCAUUAUUUAGAUCCACUUUGCAGGAGAUGUACAAUGAAUCUUGGAUCGAUGUAUCGCAACAGGCUCUUAUGCCAGGAGUAUCAUAUGUACCACCUGGACAACGACUUGAUCAAUCAGAGGCUAGCACAAGGUUCAUGGGGAUGUACCGGAAUUCAAUGUGUUAUGACCUAUGGCGCGUAGUUAAUGGCGAGUAAACCUUAGAAAGUUUUUGUUCGUAUUGGACAAUGUGAGCUACUACUUUUUAUAUUUGUAAGGGACUGGUUUAAUGGAAAUGAUGGCU
This is a messenger RNA of Alnus glutinosa, 3163 nucleotides long. RefSeq lists its product as uncharacterized. The transcript has 6 exons. The record is from RefSeq and is a predicted model, not a curated record. Bases 1877 to 2710 code for a protein of 277 amino acids. Lineage: Eukaryota; Viridiplantae; Streptophyta; Magnoliopsida; Fagales; Betulaceae.